AUCCUAUUAGCAACUUUCUGCUGAUGGCAAUUCAUUGAGUGAAGCUUUUAUACUUUCUCACCAGUCCAGUUCAGGCUAGCUUGUCUCAAGGCUACGACACUGCAUCCGUUUUCCAUGUGACCCUUUUUUGGGGGGAUUUGACGGUGAAUUGCUUAGUUUUGCUCCGAUUGACAAGGCCUGACCAUGUCUACAGAAAAGAAGCCAAAGAAGAAGAAGCCUGAGUCUGUGCCUGCCGAGUCUAACGGGACAGAAGCCAAACCCAAGAAGAUCAAGAGCAAGAAGAAUGGAGAUCUGACUGCAGAGAGUCCAGCCGUCCAGAAUGGAGAGAAAGUGAAGAAAAAGAAGCCAGAAAAAGAUAAGGAUAAGGAAAAAGAGGAGACUAAAGAGAAGGCAGAACCCAAAAAGAAAGCGAAGAGUGCACCAAAGAAGAAAAAAGGUUUAUCAGACGACGAUGAUGAUGACAGUGACGAGGAGGAAGAGGAGUCUCCUCAGAAGAAGACCAAGAAAAAGACUUCAAAGGACACUGAGAAGGACUCCAAGGAGAAGGACAAGAAGUCUAAAUCUAAAGAGGACAAAGAUUCAGACAAGGGAAAAUCAAAAAGCAAGAAGAAAGAGCCGGCCUCCUUGUUUCAGAUAAACGGGGACAAGCCGGAGAGUAAGAGCAAGAAGAAAGCUGCCAAAUCUGAGAGCAGUGAUGAAAGUGAACCUGAGACCAAAUCCAGUAAGACAAAAAAGAAGUCCAGCUCCAACGCCAACCCUGCGUCCAUGUUCCAGACGGGCGGAGACAAAGACAAAAGCAAAGACAAGGACAAAGACAAAGAAAAAGACAAAGACAAAGACAAGGACAAGGACAAGAGCAAAGACAAGGAUAAGAAGAGCAAGAAAAAGUCCAAAGCGGAAGACAGUGACGAGGAGUCGGAGUCAGAGGUCACCCAGAAGAAGAAGAAAGGCAAAGGAAAGAAAGGGAAGAAGGAGGAGAGAGUACCGUCGCCCGUCAUUGAGUUUGACGACCUGGAGGAGUUUGUCUUGCAACCAGCCCAGCAAGGCGUGACGGUGAAGUGCCGUGUGACACGUGACAAGCGGGGCAUGGACCGUGGCUUUUACCCCACCUACUACCUCCACCUGGACAAUGAACAGAAGCAGGUAUUUUUACUAGCGGGAAGGAAAAGGAAGAAGAGCACAACAUCAAACUACCUGAUUUCCAUCGACGCCACCGACCUCUCCCGAGGGGGCGAGAACUUCGUUGGGAAGCUAAGAUCCAACACCAUGGGAACCAAAUACACCGUGUUUGACAACGCCUUGCAUCCAGACAGAGCGCUACCAGACUUGUCCAACGCUCGGCAAGAGCUGGCUGCCAUUGUUUACGAGACCAACGUGCUGGGCAUGAAGGGACCCAGAAGGAUGACCGUCCUCGUCCCCGGGAUGGACAAAGAUGGAGGCCGCGCGCCCGUUAGACCCCGCAAUGAUAACGAUGGCUUACUGACUCGACACCAGAACCGGAACACGGAUAACAUGAUUGAGCUCCACAACAAGACGCCGGUGUGGAACGACGAGACGGCUUCUCACGUUCUCAACUUCAACGGACGCGUCACUCAGGCCUCCAUCAAGAACUUCCAGAUCGUCCACAGUAAAGACGUGGACUACAUUGUGAUGCAGUUCGGGAGGGUGGCUGACGACGCCUUCACGCUGGAUUAUAACUACCCCCUGUGCGCAGUGCAAGCCUUUGCCAUCGCCCUCUCCAGCUUUGAUGGCAAGAUAGGCUGCGAGUGAGCCAGGCGCCCCGAGUGAGCCAGACGCCCCGAUCUACCCAUACACAGCUUCCCCUAACCCUGAACUCACACAGUAGAAGAGCCCUUUAAACUCAGGUCUGCACGCUCCACACCAAGAUCAAGAAAAAUGUAUGAGAUGGAUCACUAGUGACCCCUAGUGGACAUGAGUGGACAUGCUCAUCCUUUCCCACCCAUGGAGGAAUGGGAGGAAGCCAGGAGUUCUGCUGGUUAUGUCAACCAGUAAAAGCCCUGUUCCAGUGACUGGGGUUGCUAAGGGACAUCGCACUGACUCAGAAUCUUAUGUACGUUGGACUGACUUGCCUGUGCUGAAUUCAGAUGGAGUUUGGGCAGAUUACAUCAAUCUCUCAGCAUGUCGAUGCCUGUUGCAUCUACCUUAGAUAAUAUGUGGUUUAUUCUGACAAAUUUGUUCUUUCAGUUAAACUUAUGAUUCUGCAAAGUCAUAAUGUGAUGUUCUUCUAUAUGUAGUGCAUGGAUAUCUAACUGCACGAAAUGUUCAUCAAUGUGCAGCCCACUUUGAGAGGGAUAUUCCUCCGCUGAUCUAUUUUAUGAGAAGCAUGUGUCUUUAUUUUGACAUUUUGAUCAUAUUUAUUUUUGUUCUCUGUUCAUGCUUGUGUUUAAAAAUGUAUUCCCAUAUUCCCUUGCUCAGAGGGUGUGUGUCUAGACGUGUGUGUGUGUGUGUGCGUGUGUGUGUGUUUGUGAUCAGGUGGUCUAAAUGUUAGUGGGAUAAUAAAAAGCCUGUUCCCUGGUUGUGCACUCUCUCGUGUAAUGGAAGGAACUGUCUCACCAGCCAUUGACCUGGUACGCGUAUGACACAACUAUGGGCAGGUCAUAGAGUAGAAUAGUGUUACAGAACCUAGGUGUUUGAUUGGGUCCUGUCACUUGCCUUUUGUAUGUGUAGAUAGAUAGAUAGAUAAAUAGAUAGAUAGAUAGAUAAAUAUAUAUAUAUAGAUAGAUAGAUAGAUAGAUAGAUAGAUAGAUAGAUAGAUAGAUAGAUAGAUAGAUUACUUAAUUGACUCCUCAAGGGAAAUGGCAGUAUUGCAGCAGCAGCAAUUCACCAAAAAAAACAUACAAAACUUACACCACCCACACCACUUAUACUGAGGCAGAUAAAACACAGUAUUAACAAAUGUAUAUAUAAAACUAUUAUGUUACUAGAUAAAAGAAACAGAAUUUGAGAUAAAGUUCAGACGGAUUCAUUGUAGAACGUGCAUUGUGCAUUGCCACUCACUGGAUACGCUUCCUCUCCCAGCACAGAGUGGAGUCAUUAAGCCCGUAUAUCGCAGCACAAAGCCAGCCUUCUUCGUCAGCAUGUUCAGUUUCUUUCUUAUAUGUGACAUGUUGGUUUUUUUGUCAUGUCUUUGUAAGAGGAAGAUGUGUUAUUACUACAGAUGGUUAUCCAUCGAUCCUUCUGUUUGAUGCCCAUACUCUUGAGGUCAGAUUCUUUACAUUGCAUGUGGUAGGAAAAUGUAAAUCGAAGUAAAUAGGAAAGGUUUAGUACAAUUCAACAUGAGCAUUAUAAAAUGCAUUAAAAACAUUUGCAAAAUAAAGAUGCAAAUAUGUUGGUG
Messenger RNA from Clupea harengus (Atlantic herring), 3355 nucleotides. It is a transcript of the gene tulp1b, whose product is annotated as TUB like protein 1b. Gene Ontology annotation, molecular function: actin filament binding. Gene Ontology annotation, cellular component: cilium. The record is from RefSeq and is a predicted model, not a curated record. Lineage: Eukaryota; Metazoa; Chordata; Actinopteri; Clupeiformes; Clupeidae. Gene Ontology annotation, biological process: protein localization to cilium.